AUGAAGGGUUUGAAGACCAUCACUUUAACAUGCGUUCUCGUUCUCUUCCUGGCUGCAUUUGUGGCACAAACUUGGAGUGCACCAAAGGGCUCUUUUCAAAGGAGAAACUGGACUCCGCAAGCUAUGCUGUAUCUUAAAGGCACCCAAGGACGCAGGUUCAUAUCAGAGGACCGAAAAGAGGGCGACGUCUAUGAUACUUUACACUUAGAAACCCGCAGUCAAAACACAGAGAAGCUGAGUGUGGACCAAGCUGCCACUAUAUUGCUCAACUUUUUGCAGCAGGCCAGGGACAGCGCUGACGACAAUCCAGACGAGGUGUACUUUCAGGAGGUGCCAGUGUGGAAACGAGAGUACUUCUGA
Nerophis lumbriciformis (worm pipefish) is the source of this 360-nucleotide messenger RNA. The record is from RefSeq and is a predicted model, not a curated record. Lineage: Eukaryota; Metazoa; Chordata; Actinopteri; Syngnathiformes; Syngnathidae.